CAAAAUCGCCUGAAAAGUCAUGUAAUGAAUAUUAUAGACAUCUGGGUGUUUCUGAUGAAGACGUCACGUGACAUUUGAUAAUAUUUAAGCAGAGUGUUUCACCAAAAUUAAGCAAAAGGAUCUUGCAACAGAUUACAAAGCAUUAAAGUUCAAGUAUGAGUGGAAUGCUCAGGCUAGUUUUUGCGUUGUACCUUGUUUGUUGCGUUGCGACACAGCAAAAUUUCAAUUGUUACUAUGAGGAAAAGUUUUUAGCAAAGGUAUACCGCCUGGAAUACAGAGUAGAAAUGCUGGAAGAAAAAGCCAGUAAAGAAGACAAAGAUUAUAAAGAAUGUAUGCAAUGCCCAGAUGGAUGGAUACAAUACAAAGGGUCCUGUUAUAUGAUUGUGGAAGAGAAACUAUCAUUUGAUAAAGCACGAGCCAAUUGUCAAAAGUUUAAUGCUGAUUUAGUCCAUAUAGACAACGCAGACGAGAACACGUUCAUUAGAAACCAUCUUAGAACAUUAAAAGGUAUUGACUUUUGGAUUGGACUCACAGACGCUGCCACAGAAGGUCUUUUCAAAUGGGUUGAUGAUAACUCUAGGGCAACUUUUACAGACUGGUAUCCAUCCCAACCUGAUAAUGGCGGGAAUAGAGAAGACUGUGUACACUUUAAAGCGAUUGGGAAUAUUCAGUGGAAUGACAGAGAAUGUUAUAGUACUGAGAAGUCUAUUUGUGAAAAGAAAAUCAUGUUUUAAAACUAGAUUAGACUUGAUUAACCAUUUCAAUAGAAAUUCUCUUGACAUUAUAAUAUACGGAUAUCUAUGAGCCGCGUCACGACAAAACCAACAUAAUGGGUUUGCGACCAGCAUAGAUCCAGACCAGCCUGCGCAUCCGCGCAGUCUGAUCAGGAUCCAUGCUGUUCGCUAUCAGUUUCUCUACUUGUAAUAGGGUUGGUAAGCGAACAACAUGGAUCCUGAUCAGACUGCGCGGAUGCGCAGGCUGGUCUGGAUCCAUGCUGGUCGCAAACCCAUUAUGUUGGUUUUGUCAUGACGCGGCUCAUAUUGCCUCUCUCAAUGCAACUGAAAACUGAAUAAUUAUGACCUUCUGAUUUAUAGAUAUGAGACAUCUGUUCUUGCAAUUAAAACACAUAUGAAAAUUUUUU
Ruditapes philippinarum (Manila clam) is the source of this 1141-nucleotide messenger RNA. RefSeq names its product perlucin-like. Lineage: Eukaryota; Metazoa; Mollusca; Bivalvia; Venerida; Veneridae. The transcript has 4 exons. Bases 156 to 734 code for a protein of 192 amino acids. Gene Ontology annotation, molecular function: signaling receptor activity. The record is from RefSeq and is a predicted model, not a curated record.